CACUGAGAGCCCCGCCCCCUGCACCUGCACUCGGGUGGUCUCGAGCUUCCCGCCGGACAGAGAAAGCGGGGGUUCAGAACCCGCCCAGCAGCAGACGAAGGAGGAGGAGGCCGCUGUCAGUCCCACAGCAGCAUGGAGGAGUGUGACUUGCUGAAGGAGAGGCUCCAGGCGAUCACUGAGAAGCACCGCAUUCAGGAGGACAUUAGACAGAAGAAGCUGGAGCUGGACCAAGAGAAACUCAAACUACAGCAUCUAAAGAAAAAAGCUCUGAGAGAGCAGUGGCUGCUACAGGACUCAGCUUCCCACAAUGCAGCAGACUCCCAACAGCGACAGAGCCUUCUGUCUGACCAGCAGCAGACCAGAGCGCUGCAACUCAACAUCCACAGGAUAGAAAUGGAGGUGGAGUAUCUGGAGCGAGAGGAGUCUAUGAUUUCUACCAAUGAGAGCUUCAUCCUCAACAGACUUAGAGCUGUGGAGAAAAGUCCAGAGGAAAUUAUUAAGGAGGCCCAGGAAAACUUUUCUCCUGAACCAUUACAGAUGACCACAGUGUUCCCAGAUGUCCCACAAUCCAUUUCACCACCAGCCAAUAACCACACUGAGCCAAACACACCAAGACAGACUCUGUUUGCCAUGGAGAUCAAUGUGACUAAAAACCUGGUAACCGGAGAGAGCACAGUACUUUCUACUGCAGCCGUCCCCCCCGAGGAGCUAAACCAACACACCGGGCUCAAGGUUUAUGAUGAUGGCAGGAAGUGUGUUUAUGCUCUGAAUUCACAAGAGGAUUCACAUGACCAGACCUCUGUGACUGAGUUGUCAGCCAGUGAGGUGAAACAGUUGCUGAGAAGUGCCACAGCGCAUCGCCAAGUAAACUACCAAAACUACCACCAAAAUCCCAGCAGGAAGGAGGAGCAUUGUUUUUAUGACCACCCAGAUGAGAGAGGCAAAGUGGAGGGGCGUGACCUCAGAAACCAGGGAGGACAUUAUAGUGAUCAUAUCCUUAGUAACAACACAGCAGAGAAAGACUUAAAGUGGCAGAAAAAACCACAGGGUGAGUAUCGCUAUGGUCACCAGGAAAGCCAUCACAACAGGCAGGAAGAGAGACACAACCAAGGCAAUCUGAUGGAAGCUCAUCGCUUAGGAGACCACAAGGGGGCUGGAUUUCACUAUGGCAAACAGAAGGAUCAUCACUACAGUUCUUACCAGGUGAGAAGGUGUCACAGUGUUCAGGAAAAAUGGCCCUCUGCACACCACAGCAACGGCGUCAUCAGGAGCAACAGUGGGGUAAAUGGAGGCAGACCCAAUGGCUGUCCUCCUCCCAGAUCACAUGACCAGGAAGCAAUGUCAGCCUACCAAUCACAGCUCUGCUACACUCCAGCCAAUUAUAUUCCUUUAAGUGAUUACAUCAGUGUUGAUGAAGAACAACUUUAUUGUUACAACCCACCUUCUUACCAGUCAUGCAGCCAAACAGGGAACAGCCACAACCAAUCCGCUCCCCUGUACAGUGGCCCCACCCACUGUGACAGAGUGCCCUCCCCACUCUAUGGAGAUGACACCCCUUACACCAUCCUCAACACCAUAGAAACCACUGAGCCAAUCACAGCCAUCUUCAUGGGGUUCCAGACGGCGCAGGAUGACAGUGGGCGGGGUCAGGAGUUUGAGGGCUCUCUGAAGGCUGAGCUGGUCAUCAUCGAGGACUAUGAGGAAAAUGGUGAGGCCAACAACCUGAAGGAGAAGAAGAACCACGCCCAGCUGGGUGUCAGUACCUACUCAACAGAAAGUGCAGCCAAUGGAAGAGGUGGACGUGUGGAGGGACAGGGAGACAGACGGGUAGGACCGCCUGUCAAAAAGAUCCAGAAAAAACAUAAACCCUGCUGUACCAUCUGCUGACUGGACUAACUCAUGCAUGUGUGUCCAACACUCAGUGAGCAGCUGUACCUGUCUCCUAAUGACUAACUGCAUAGACUAACUGAUUUCACAUAUAGAUGCUUGAGAUGAACUGAGCUAGUGAGAUAGUAUCAACAACAUCAUGGCACCGUUCCUUCUACAUGGGUAACUAGUUACUUUUACAAGUUGGGGACAAUUUGUUGAUGAGCUACUUGCAUUAUGGUCUGUUACAUUUUUAAAGUUCUAGUAAUUAUUUCUUGAGACAAAACUAAAUCAAAUAACUAGGAGUAAUGUAGGAGGGACCAUUCUCAGUAUCAACUCUGCAGCUCUAUGAAGCUAACUGCUUUGGUUUCAUGUAACAGUGAACUAUAUGGUUCUGUCUCAGUGCUUUCAUCAGCUCUGAUAGCUCCACUGUGCACCACCUGCUCAGCAACACACAGCACACAGACUGUUAACUAGCUGUUAACAUAGUAGGAGGAAUUAGCAGCGAAACGGAGCCAAAAUGAGAGUGAAUAUUGGAUUCACAUUCAUCAGGUGGACACAAACACACCUCCAAAUAAAUGCAUGUGUUACUGCAUGUCAACUAGAUGUGGAAAUACUCAACUGUUUGCUAACACAUUAGCCUUGACAAGUUUAUAAGACAAUCCAUCAGGUUGUGUUUGGCAGCUCCCACUCCACUCCAAUUAUUGUACUUUCUACUCACCUACAUUUAUUUGACAGCUUUAGUCACUAGUUACUUUUAAGAUGAAGAUUUCACACAAUAGGUAAUAAUAACAAGCUUUAAAAAAAAAUGAUGUCUAUGAGUUGCUGUUACACCCAGUAGUGAUUUUUUCCUCUAAACAUCUCACAUGGUUUUAUUUCAACAAAUGUUCAAAUGAUCCUUUAUCUCUCUAAAAAUCAAAGAUUCCUGAAAAAGUUCAAAAACUGAAAACAGGUUUGUUUAUUCUUCUCUCUGCUCCCAUUAAUCCUCUGAUGACCCUGGUUAACUGAUGUCCCUGUUGUAUAUAAAUUAGUUCAGUAACACGCUGCUACACACUGAUGCUUCAGUAUUAAUCAUCUAAUGAUGUCAUAUAUAAUAAUAUAUCAGUCAGAGGGACCAAACUAGUACUUGUACUUUAAUAUUGUAACUACAUUUUAGUGCUAGUAUGUAGUUUUACUGAAGUAUUUUUUUUUUUACACACAGGACUUUAACUAGUAACAGAGUAUUUUACAUUGCUGUAUUUGUACUUUUACUUAAGUAAAGGAUCUGAAUACUCCUUCCAUCAUUGCAGAAACAAAAUCCACAGGACAUUCCUAAACCCUCUGCAGCAUAAUGCACGUCUCUGCUGUUUUAAGUGAAGUCUGUACUGUCCUUUCAGUCAAUAAAUGCAUAUGUAUGGCACAAUAUGAAAAGUAUUAAUGACAUACAGUGUACUUGUGUAACUGUAAAACAGAUACAGCUGAUAAACUGUGUUCAGGGUUGGAUUCCAGUGAAGUGCUCUCCUCUGGCUCCCUCUGCUGGUGUGAAGGUGUUGCAGUGACCUAGUUCAGAAUAAUGAGCAGCUAUAAUAACUAACAGUGGUUUCAGCUAAAAUGAUUUGGAAUUUUUAUGAUGGGUUCGUGAUAUUUGACGUGCUUUUGAUAUAUUGUAUAGUACUGUUUACUUUUUUCUGUAAUACAUUUUUUUCCCAAAGUAGUUUUCAGAGACAUGGUACCCAGAAAAUUCUAAUCCAAUUAUUUCAGUUGACUGUUACUGUUAGAUGUUAACCCAGUAAGAGAAUAAACAAGUGUGACAGUGUGUAUCAAAUUGAUUUGAGACAUGAAAUAUUCAUUCAACUGUGUCGGUUUCACAGUGUCAAACUGCAGUGAAAACCAGGAGUCAUGUUAAAGAAAAUAUUUUGACACAGUGUUUACCUAAAACAUUUGUGAGAACAUAAAACCAUUUGUAUUUCAAUGACAAGGCAAGACACACCUAAAUAUUUACAGCUGUAUCAUAUUAAAACGCCUGAAAUCCAAGACAGACCGCUUUGUAAAGAACCUCAGGUAACAGGGUUUUUUGUCUUGUUUUGUCAAACCAUAGCUUUUAUCCAACUGCUGAUGCUUUUCACGUUUUUAUACUAACAGCAGAUGUUUGUACUGUACAUACUGUGUGUUUGACUACACUAUGACAGGUGAGGAGCAUGUGGAUAACCGUGUGAUGACGAUGCUAAUAAAUUUGUUACUGAUUGAUAUUAACUGCUUGCUCUGUCUGUGUUGGUCUAACCAUCAUCACAACACAACACUUUGUGAC
This is a messenger RNA of Lates calcarifer (barramundi perch), 4153 nucleotides long. RefSeq names its product palmdelphin a (gene palmda). Gene Ontology annotation, biological process: regulation of cell shape. Lineage: Eukaryota; Metazoa; Chordata; Actinopteri; Centropomidae. The transcript has 9 exons. Bases 133 to 1887 code for a protein of 584 amino acids. Gene Ontology annotation, cellular component: membrane; cytoplasm. The record is from RefSeq and is a predicted model, not a curated record.